Molecule: messenger RNA, 921 nt
Organism: Anisakis simplex (herring worm)
Lineage: Eukaryota; Metazoa; Nematoda; Chromadorea; Rhabditida; Anisakidae
Source: the annotation of a GenBank genome assembly
UCGAAUCGAAUUCUAAGGAAGUUGCCGUCGAAUGUUUAUCUGUUGACGUUGUCCGCGAUGAGCAGUCUUUUCCUCAUAUCGUUGUUCACCUUUUGGCUCGAAGAGUGUGAUUUUUUUUGCAGUCGUGCCAUGAAUAAAGCAAGAGCUCAACGGCACUGUGGAGCAUUACUAAUGGCAUCGUUCGUGUUUAAUUCAUGGAUUCUUUUCGUUGCAAAUGUCGACGAAAUGGGUGAAUGUGAUAUUCUGCCGGAAUAUGAACUACUGUAUGCGGUUAUGAAUACAGUUGAAACGGUACUUUGUAUGGGUCUUCCGUCGUGCAUCAUUUUGAUCUCGAAUUUGUUCGUUGUUCUUCGACUGCAAUCGCAUCUGAAACGAAUUCCAUCCUCUCCAACAGUAUCAUUCCACACGGCUGAUCUGAUCACAAAUUCUGCGGCACAUCCAACGACACUGAAAUCAACAGGUUUAACCAGGUAUGCCUGCAUCUCAUUAGUUUUCCUCGCACCAUGGUCAAAUGCUCGACUAUUCGUUGAUUUCAGAUCAAGUUUUGGCCGUCUAAGCAGUCCUUUCUCGUUGGCCGUCAAUGAUUCGAAUUCGUCGCGUAAACGACGCAAGAGUUUACGGUAUGCGGAUUUACAGCUGACUCGAAGUUUACUGGUGGUGACAUGGGUAUUCAUUGUGCUCAAUCUACCGAAUUAUAUUUACCGUAUCCUGACGCAUGUUAUCGAAAUUGAUAAUCAGAGUGUUGGUAUGCGACAAAUCAGUUUAUUUGUGCAUAUUCUUCUGUACACACAUCAUGCGCUCCUGUUUUAUUUGUACAUUUUCUACAGUCCUCAAAUGAAGAAAAGACUUCUACCAACCGCUCUGAAAUUGCUUGAAUGUUAUUGCUUGAAGCCAUCUGCUGAAGUGUCCGAUCAUACUUGA